GAUAAUAAGUUUCUUGUAUUUUUUCUUUUGAGGAUGUAGUUGAAUUUAUAUUUCAUAUGAAUUUACUAAAAUCUUUGUUUAUGGUGCAUAUAAUUGUGGUUUGCUUCAUAAUUGACAGGUUCAACAUAAUAUGAAUGUCGAGAGAAAACGCAAAAUGUGUAUUGCAAUAGCGUACACAAUGUCUCUAAUAAUUACAUAUUAUUAUAAGUACAUUUACAAGGAACCUUGCAUGACUUCAAUUUUAACGGGGGAGAUGUGGAUGAAAGAAGUGAUAAAUGGUCACCCUAUUCGAUGUGUCAAUGCAUUUAGGAUGGAGCCUCAAUUAUUUUUGAGAUUAUGUAAGGACUUAUCAUUAAAUUAUGGGUUGAAAGCUAGUAAUAACAUGUCUAUUUUCGAGAAAGUCGGCAUAUUUUUGUACGCAAUUGCUCAAGGUGCCUCAAAUAGAGUUCUUGGUGAGCGUUUUCAACGUUCUGGUGAUUCUAUUAGUAGAGCAAUUCAUGAAGUUCUUAAUUCAAUUUCUUGUCGAAAGGUGAAGAGUCUUGCACAUGAUAUUAUAAAGCCUUAUGAUCCCGAUUUCACAAGUGUGCCUGCAAAAAUAGCUCAAGAUAAAAGAUAUAUGCCAUUUUUUAAGGAUUGUAUUGGAUGUAUAGAUGGUACACAUAUAACAGCAUGUAUACCUGAGGAUCAACAAAUGCCUUAUAGAGGAAGGAAAGGAAUUCCUACAUUUAAUGUAAUGGUUGUAUGUGAUUUUGAUAUGUGUUUUACAUUUGUAUCGGCGGGUUGGGAAGGUUCAGCACAUGAUACUCGGGUUUUUCUUCAUGCGAUUGAAACUCCAGAAUUAAAUUUUCCUAAGCCACCUGAAGGUAAGUACUGCUUGGCUGAUAAAGGGUAUCCAGAUCGAAAGGGUUAUUUGGUACCAUAUCCCAAAACAAGGUACCAUCUAGAACAAUUUAAACACACACCUCCACGAGAUGAUCGAGAAACUUUAAUCGCUGGCACUCAUCUCUUCGAAGUUGCAUUGAGAGAUGUUUUGGAGUCCUGA
This is a messenger RNA of Beta vulgaris subsp. vulgaris (sugar beet), 1042 nucleotides long. RefSeq lists its product as uncharacterized. The record is from RefSeq and is a predicted model, not a curated record. Bases 131 to 1042 code for a protein of 303 amino acids. The transcript has 3 exons. Lineage: Eukaryota; Viridiplantae; Streptophyta; Magnoliopsida; Caryophyllales; Amaranthaceae.